AAUGUUAUGAUAAAAUGCAAAUUGGGCCACGGUUCAUUUGCUAUGCAGAUUAUCGCUGCAAAAAUACCAGGCGUGGUGUGUAGCAAUUUAAAGUCAGUGAACCGUAUAACAGGUCUUGAACGGGGAAAAAAUUGUCUUCGGUCCUUCAUUCUGCCGAAAUUCGCUUCAAAAUGGUCUAAACUUUACUCAAGACUCGUAAUUUGAUUUCGCUAUGGAUUCUAAGUGUCAGCUUGAUGAAAAUUACCGUGCAACGUCGCCUAGUUUCGAAGCAAACCGGCCUGAAUUGGAUGGCAAAGUCAAAGAUUCUAUGAGUAAAACACUAAAGCAGAAUAACAAUACAGGUUUGUAUAAACUUGAGAUAUGUAUUUGUUUCAGGUAGUUAGGUUUGAGAUACGUGUGCAAGGUGUUGUGUAUAAUUGUUGUAUAAGCUAGUUUAUGGAUCAUCUGUCAGGCUUGUUUGAAUAUAUGUCAAACUGCGUGAGAUUGUAGUGAAUAUAUGUCGCUUUGCCUUUGUAGUGAGUUUGGGUCACACUACAAUGCUCAUGUAUUUCAAGUUUAUAACCUAUACUGAACAUUGAGUGUUUUUGUAUUCGUGCUUGUGAGCAAUACUGUGUAAAUUUUGACAGUCACUUACGCCACACGUAAGUGACAUAUUGAAAUGCAAACUCGGUAGUAUUUAUGCAGUAUUCGUGUUAUUGUAAAUAUAUAGAUUGUAGAUUAUAUUUUCAGUUCAGUUAAACGCGUAGCUUUCGAGCCCCGUGCUCGCAGAUAAAGCAUCUAUCACAUAAUACUCGACGUCAUAAGGUGAAACACAUGUAACUUAAAAUGUGCGUAUAACGGUACAAUAUAGUAGGCAACUAGCUUGUAUGUGCAUGGCGACUUUAUUCCUCAGUCUUUUAACUGCAAUUAAAAGCACUGCUUUUAAGGUUUAUAGUUUGCACGCUAUUGAAGUUUCUUUGGUCAAGACAAACUGAAAGGCUACGUUUACACUAUAGACCAGAUAGCUUUCCGUAGCAGCGAGAAAUAGUACCUAUAUAAUAUAUCCGAUACAGAAUGUACAACUUUCAGAAGCUGAGCGAAACAACAUCUUUUCGUCGCAAUCAAUGCCAAUGAAUUUCCUCUGAAUAUGACGUUCCUAAAAGAAAAAUGUACGGAUAGGUGUUUUCUCACGUCGCUACAGAAAGCUAUCCGGUACAGCUAGUGUAAACGUAGCUACUGAAGUGAUCAAUAUAGUUCAUGAAGUGAAUCGGUAAUUAAACUUUUUUUAGAUACAUAAAUUUACUCCGCUUUGCGAAUGAUGCAUGCACGGAAUGAUGCAUGCGACCAACGAAACUUUUAUUGGUAUAAAUGUCGCAAUAUUCAAGGAAUUUGCCUCGAAAUUUGGUACAUUUUAAACCAUUGAGAAAGCAUUAACGUUGAGGUAGCAAUUUGGUGAGACGAAAAGGGAAUUUUACGUGACGAAUUUUAUACAACUUGCAGCGCAAUUUCUUACACAAUAUUUUUCGUUCUCAUUAAUAAUUGAGGAGAUCCAUCAGCAAUUUCAUUCUUGAUUUUUCUUCAGAUUUUACCACUUUAAAGCUGGUUCACACGAGUGAGAUACAAGCAUAACUCAUAAGUAAAGGCAAAAAUUCAAAACUGAAAGAAACGCACUUAAGCCUGCGACAUAUAAGCUUCGACAUGCUCCGCCGUGCAGAUGAGCAUGUUUCCUUGACAAAUUUACUUUCUCGUGUGUACGGUCAACAAGUUGUUGUCAGUUGUCAGUUUGUUUGCCAAAAGCAUAGAUUGAAGUAUUUCUUGUACACUUGUCAAGUCUUCUCAAAGUAUUCAGUACUCACGAACACAUUUUCCUGAUCCAAAAACUGGAUGACUAGCUUUAGAACAAGGCUCGAUCCUUGCCGGCCAAGCCGAGAAAUUGUCAAUGCAUGUUCUGCCGUACGCACGAGCAAAUGAAACUUGCCAAGGAAAACUCACUCGUCUAUGGGAAACAAAAGACAGUUCGAAAGAAAAUUCUGUUCGCUUUGUCUUCUGUCUUUGCAUGUCCCAAAGGUAAAAUUUUGUUGCAAAACUUGACGUGGACGAUUUCAGAGUACUGAUGUUUAAUAUUUAAACUUCAAACUUGCUUUUUAGGACAGCUGUCAUGCUGCAUGCGCUGUUAAAAUUUUAAUUAUUACGCUUUAAACCCCAUUGAAACGAAUAAAAGUCUGAAGAACAUGACAAACAAUAUACAUAAAAACAUUGAUAAAUUUUUUGUGGAAAAGUUUUAGGCCUACAUUUACUCUAUCAUUGUGGAUGCUAAACUAUACAUUCAUCUUUACAGUGUCAUUUUCAACAAUUACAUCUUUCAUCAGUUCACUUAUCUCUCACACAAAACAUCUGCGUCACGUAAGGCCUGCGUGAUCGCAACAUUUUUUGAAUACUUUUUGCGUGGAUUCUUGCAAGUUGGAUGAUUCUGUUGAAUUAUUUUUCGUCUUUCCAGUGAAUAGAAAUUUUACAAGUUUGAAAUUUUACAAGGUCUACAAGUUGCUCGCGAAAUGUGAACAUUUAACUGCAAACGGAAUUAUUAAUUUAUAUUCGUGAAAUUUUUCUUUUUAGUUAAAGAACUUACUUGUACCCAGGCGUCUUUGUGUAAGAAACAGCGAUGCGCGUAUGACGAGUUUACAUGACGUAUUGUAGUGGCGAGGGAAGGGCGAAGGGGCUGAUGGGAAUAGUGCACUUGAAGUGCUUCCCCCAGCCCCAGGACGCGCCAUUUCCAACAGCCCCUUCGUGCGUUGCCUGCUUGCCUUCCUUUAUGUAUCCCUAAAUAGUAUAUAUCCCUAUUAUGUUUAAAGCGCAUGGGUACGAGGCAGCUUUUACAAUACGAUUGUCAUCGGCAAGAAUCUUCAUUAAUUUUCCAAUAGACAUGUGUUGCACAUAAAUUUAUGCUGCCUAUCAUCAGUCAAUAUACACAUGGUUACUUCAGAUUAUGAGAAUUUAAUAACUUUCCGAACUUAUAAUUUUCAAAAUUCUCAGGCGCGGGAGCAUGCCUCCAGAACACUAACCUCCUCCAUACUCUCAACACUAACCCUUCCCCACAGUGGCGUAACGGAGAAAAGAGGGGGGCCUUAGGCAUAUUUGGUGUGGGGGCCCCUGUUGACUGUUGUCAUUGUUUGACUGAGAUAUUAUAUUUAUAUUGAAUAUUUAUAGAAUGUUCUGGAACAUUCCGUGUCUAUAACAAUAACAGUCUCCAACAUAUGUAUAACAACUUUUAACAAUAACUUUUGUUUUUAUUUGAGAUGGAAUAAAAAAUCAACUACCGUGGUCGAUGGAAACUUUAUUAUUUAGUAUUAUUAAUUUUGCAUUUUCCCAUUGAUUCUUAACCUGCAUUUUUUACAUUUUCUGGCCGAUGGGCCGUCGCUGAUGGGGGUCUCUGACUUUCGAGGGCCCCUAACUGUUGGGGGCCCUUAGUUUUUGAACUAACCCUAACCAACGAGCGUUACGCCACUGCGGGCCCUCACUAACAAUAGUAACAUUUGAUAGAGCUAAAAAUUCUUUUAUCAUUUUGCUAGUCAAAUUUGCAUUUGUUUUGUCAAUUUCAUGUGUUAUCUUUCGUUUUAUGUUGCAGUAUAUUUGAAAAAUAAAAACACGAUUGAAAUUGAAAAAAAAAGCUGAGUACGACGUCGAUAGCGGAUGACCUACUUAUUAAAUCGUGGAUGAAGUAUAGUUUACAUUUAAAAGUAUUUUUGCAACUAUAACCUUUGACGCAUAUAUAAUCUGUGUUUUGAAAAUGAUCUCAGUCGCGUUUUUCUAUAUUUAUUAUCAGAUAACAAUAAGGAAAAACAGGCGAUGACAACAAAUAAAAAGAAUGCCAUGCCAAAUUUGGACGUGCCAAAAUGGUAGGAGUAAUUAGGUGUCAUCUAUUUCUAUAUUUAAAAAGCCGUUCGGCUUCAUUUUAUACAUCAGAGAAAAUUAUCUUCAUACGAUACAAAACUUGGGUCUCGUUCGGUCAAUUUACACAAAGCUUUUUUUAAACCCUGUCAAAAUCCCUUUUCUCUAAAUUAUAAGCAAAAUAUUUUUUUGCCCCCCCCCCCCACCCCCCUAGUCAAAGUCCUUUUUCUCUAAAAUAUAAGCAAAAUAUUGUUUUGCCCUCCCCAGUCAAAAUCCCUUUUCUCUAAAGUAUAAUCAAAAUAUUUUUUCGCCUCCCCCCCAGUCAAAGUCCCUUUUCUCUAAAACAUAUAAGCAAACGGCAUUGAAGGAAAAAUAAAUUUACAAGGAAGUUUGAUGUUCUAUAGUAACUGAAAUUUGCUUUGUGAAUCUUAUGUCCUGUCCUUUAUCUUCAAAUGAUUCAGCUGUAUAGCCAAAAAUCUGAAAACACGCGAAAUGCAGUCCUAGGAUGGAAAAAUACAAAUAUGUUCGAUACCCCACCAAACUUCUUGUAACAAUCUAACAAAUUCUUAAAAAAGAGUGGUAAAACGUGAUCCAAUAGGCAAUUCCAGCUUUUAGUUUAUGCGUGCAGCGGGUGAUGGGAAGGUAUCAUAUUGCUGAUUAUACUGAAAAAUAAAAAUGGCGGCCGUGCAAACACGGAGUGAUAGCUUAUACUUGUAAAUAUUGAAAUAUUUCGGUUGUUUCGGCAGUUUUUAUUGAAAUUUUUCAGCAUAAUCAGCAAUAUGAUACCUUACUUCCCAUCACCUCCUGCGCGCAUAAAUUAAAAACUGUAAUUGCCUAUUCAGUGUAGUUUAUUUUAGAUAUCAAACUUUGCCAAAACAAGGUCAGUUCUGUCAGAUGUCCUAGACAGGACGUAUAUACUCGGCAUUUAUGCACAAUGGUGUAGAUACUUCAGGUUUUGUGUCCCUCAAAUUAAAUUUCAUGAAUUUCUGUCCAGGUACACUCCAUUAGAAAACGACGCAGAUGACGAAGAUCUUCUUUGUGUUGUUCGGCAGUUCUGUCUUGAAAAACCUGUUACCAUGGCAGCGAUGACGUAUUGUCAUGUCAAACUAUGCUAAUUUUCCUAACUUACGAACUUCAAAGAAGUUUAUAUACAUGUACAGUUUUAUAUGCUUUUUAGAGAUCAGUGAAUAGUGUUUAAUUGUUCAGUGUAAUCCUAAGUGAUUGGGUUUUUGGCAAUGAGCUGUGAGCUCUCUAACUUGAACCUUAACUCAGGUUUAAAGCCCAUCUAGUACUACUUUUAGGCGAGUUAAGUGUGCCGUGUUCUUAAACGACCUAAAAAGCAAAGCUAGUGUGUAAUCUUAGAAGGGUAAUGUAAUCCUAAAUCGAGUAUGUGCAUUAUGUAUAAUGUAUCUUUGUGGUCAUAUAUCGUUAGUGAUUUUGUAAGCUUUUCAAAAAUGAGUUUUAAUUGAUUGACUCCCUCUGUGUGUUUUUGUACUGACUUUCUUGAGAUUUCUUUUUACUGCUACUACCGAUAGUAUUAUAGACUUGCCACAAGUCCGCCUCAGAACUUUCCCCGUAUUUUUUUACAAGCCGGAAAGCCAAGCGGAACCGCGCGUGACGUCAUUUGAAAAGGACUUUGCGAAAGUCUAAUAGUAUUACAGAAUUAAACGAAUUCUAACUAUUUUAAUUUUUUUUAAUUUUUUUUUUAUUUAAUUUAUUUCCCCUACUAUUAUUACAUGUAAUUUCCUUAUAAUUGUAUUAUUAUUAAUUAUGGGCUAGAGACCUACUUGAAACUCUGUUGGGCUUUUUCUUUAGGCCCCUAGUUUUUAAUUGCACAUUUAUUUGAAUAUAAUGAAUGAAUAACAUCCCUUUUUAUUUUUGAUACGUGUAUAUAGCUAUAAAUAAAACAAUCCCUACGUUACAUUGCACAUUCAACAUUGAAUUUAAUGCAUUCCGCUGAACCGUACAAUAGGACAGUACAUAAUAGCAAUACUACAAAAAUUCACGGCUGAGCCACAGAAUAGACUGAGACAAAAGCCUGCUUUAAUUUAUGCUUAGGAAUUUUACAUAGGUAAAUUUUGAAGGAAUUAUAAGUAGUGUUUGAGUCAGUUCCCUCAAACAUUUCUUACAAAUCCUUCAAAAGUUUUUACCAACGCAAAAUUCCUACUGUGAUCAUAGAAACUUUGAUAGUGUAAACCAGGCUACACAGACGGUCGACUUCUUGCAUUCGCUUAUGAUUUUGGCGCAACUGUUGCAAUGCUGUCGUACGUGCACUGGCUGUGCAUUUUGCUGACGAAUCAUUGCGAAUCAUGACGCAUUAGGGUGUGGAGCAAUGUUUCAUUGAUACGGUCAGUGGAUGGAACUUCAAUAUGAUGCAUAAUUAUAUAAAUUGCACACAAAAAAUGUCGCGAUUUAACACUCAGCAGUCACUGAAUUGUGGUAUUCUAAUUUUUUCUCCAAAAGUACAUUGGUCUUAAUCUUGUAUAAGUAACUCACACUUCAGUUAUGUUGAUGAAGUCUUUCUAUUCAUCGUCGUUAUUGUCACAAACAUGUAGCAAACGGGUAGAAUCACGUGAAAACCACCUCUGGGCACAAGGUCUGAACAAACAUUUAAAAAUCGACCUGAAGCACAUGAAGAGAACACGAACAAAAACAGAAAUUAUAGCAAAGCAUACAAGAAGCAAAAGAAUAGCUGGAAAUAGUCCUAACAUAACCAUCUCUAGCCAUUGAAACACUUUGACAACUGCUACUAAAGAACGCUUGAUAUUUUGUUCGGAACCAACAAACACAGACUUGAACAGGUUGACCAAGCCUAAAAUGACCAAAAAGAACAAAGAAAGAGACUCGAGAUUAUUUGCUAACGAAUUUUGAAACGGUUUAACCUUGAGAUGACAGCAGAGCACAGAAACACAAGUAAGAGUCAUACAGAAUAAUCUGAUAGAUGGUUCAGCUACAACACAGAAGAUUAAAACCAAAAUAAAUCGACGAGCAAUCAAGACACUCUGCCAAUAUAAAGCCCCUCGCUCGCUUGCACCUUUCGCUUGUCUGUAAGGAGCCAAUAGCAUCUCCUUUAAUGCGUUUAAAUUUUGGUUUUCUUCUACAUUCACUACUGGAGUUGGACAAACAAGGCGGAACAUCCAUAACAGUAAAAAUGGAAUCGGGCAGAUAAUGGCAAGAAGGAACUGUUGGAUUGUUAUUUUAUCAUGGUGAAGUUUGAACGAAAUCCAAGCAAGCACAAAUAUAAAAGGAAUCAUAAAGAUAGCAUUAAAAGUGAAUGACGCAUAUUGCCACCAUUGGUAGCAUAAGACAUUUCCAUUGUAGAACCGUCGAGCUUCGCCUGCAACAAAAACACAGCGAAUGAGUG
Molecule: messenger RNA, 7228 nt
Organism: Paramuricea clavata
Lineage: Eukaryota; Metazoa; Cnidaria; Anthozoa; Malacalcyonacea; Plexauridae
Source: the annotation of a GenBank genome assembly